AUGCAUUGUACCGCUCUUUUACUCCAGGGUCUCUUGGCUGUUGGAGCAACGGCUUUGCGCGGCCAAAGGAUCCGACGCCAGGACGGCACUAUCGAUCCAGGCCAGCCCUCGGACUGCACUUGGUGGAUAAUAAGAGAGGAGGAAUAUCAAGAUUGUGCAUAUCUUGAAGAUUACUGGAAUCUGAAGCAUUCACAGUUUGUUGAAUACAAUCCUACGGUCAAAGAUGACUGCAGUGGCAUGCAGUUUGGACACUCUUACUGCGUUGAGGUGAACAAUGGGCUCCCCCGCAAGGAAGAGUCUGCAUCCUCCAAGACAACCACUCCAGUCAGCAUGGCUGAACCGACUAAGACGCAUCAGGCAAGCCAGGCAAGUCAGACACAGGACGGUCUCAUCGACACAUGUGUGUCCUUCUACCAGGCUAAGAAGGGAGAUACAUGCCCUAAGAUUAUCGCUGAACACAACAACACAUUUGACAAGGAUGAUCUGGUCAAAUGGAACCCCGCCAUCCAAGAGGAUUGCAGUGGUAUCUGGGCCAACUACUACUAUUGUGUUGGAGUGCCUGGAACUCCCACGUCACCCCCGACAAGAACACAGGAGGCUACCAUCAAGCCCACCAGCCCAAGUAAGCCUAGUCCUACGCAGGAUGGUCUAAUCAGUAGCUGUACCAGAUUCCAUCAGGCUAAGAAGGGCGAAACCUGCACGAACAUCAUCUCUACGUUUGGCACAUUUGACUUUGAUACCUUCUAUGAAUGGAACCCAGCUGUUGGCGAGGAGUGCAGUGGUAUCUGGGCAAACUACUACUACUGCGUCGGCAUCCCAGGAACCCCCAACACCAAGCCUUCUGUGACAACUGUAAAGCCCACAGCAACUGGCUUCCCAACCCCUUCACCUAUCCUUGAUCGCACCGUCAAAGGUUGCACCAAGUUUCACCUUGUUUCCAAGACAACUACCUGCCCAUCGAUUGAGAAGUACUAUAACCUACCAUUCCCACAGUUUCUGGCUUGGAAUCCAGAAGUUAAGUCGGAUUGUAGUGGACUUUGGGCCAACUACUAUGUCUGCGUCAUGGUGGAAGGAUACAAGCCUGUGACUACCACCGCAACAACACCGGCAAACGGAAUUCAGACCCCUUCACCUAUCCAGACCAACAUGGUUAAGAACUGUGAGAAGUUCCACCAGAUCAAGCCUACGACUACUUGCUCAUCCAUUGAGAAGUAUUACAACCUUGCCAUCAAGACCUUCCUUUCGUGGAACCCAGCUGUUGGUCAAGUUUGUGAAUACCUUCAGACCAGGUACUAUGUCUGCGUUGCAACUGUGGGUUGGAAACCUCCUACAAAGACCACUACAAAACCUUCAAAUGGAGUUUCAACUCCUACGCCUAUCCAAUCUGGGAUGGUGGGUAAUUGCAAGAAGUUUCACCCUGUAGCUUCCACAACGACAUGCACAUCUAUUCAAGCGUACUAUAAGAUCACCAUGGCCCAGCUGGUCAAAUGGAACCCGGCCAUUGGCUCGAAAUGCACUGGUCUUUGGGCCAACUACUAUGUGUGUGUUGGUGUUUAG
This is a messenger RNA of Fusarium coffeatum, 1557 nucleotides long. RefSeq lists its product as uncharacterized. The coding region runs from base 1 to 1557 and encodes 518 amino acids. Lineage: Eukaryota; Fungi; Ascomycota; Sordariomycetes; Hypocreales; Nectriaceae. The transcript has 2 exons. The record is from RefSeq and is a predicted model, not a curated record.